AGGAGGAAGGAAGGAACCGGCGAGAGGAUAGCCGAGGGUUUAAGCGACAGAGAGACGGAGAGAGAGAAGCAGAGGAAGGGCAGAGGCGGAGAAGGAAGCAGUUCGUUCCGCCGAUCCAGGACCAGGACGGAAACCGCAAGGAAACCGAUGAAAAGGAUUCCUGGGCAGGUGCUCAUAACCAAUCUUGGGUGACUCGUUUCAGAUGCUCCUUGGAGGUGAUCUCACUCCCCUAUAAAACCUCCACCGCUUUCUUCCCCUACUAUGGCUAUGGCUAUGGCAACUCCUCCUCCUCCAUCAAUCCACCCGGCUUCAGAUAAAGCUUAUAUAUGUGCCCGAUUGCCGCCUGCGAAAGCCGUCCUUUGGAGUGAGAUCAAGACAUGGUGGUGCGGAAGAGGCUGGAUUAUGGAUCUCGCGGCCACCAGGUUCCCGCCAUGCCGCGCGUCCCAAGCUCUGCUCGGGGGAAACGCUCGGCCAGGAGGAAGAAAGACGAGAUGUCCCCGUUUGAUUUGCUCGCGACCGUCGCAGGAACCCUGUUAGUGGAUCAUGAGAAUUCAUCUAAUGCUCCUGGCAUCAAUGCAGCAGCAGCUUUGACCUAUGCCAGAAAAAGGAAAUCAGUUAAAGCUGAAAAGUGUGAUGAUGUUCCGCCGCUCAAAAGCAUGGCCGUGGAGAACUGUAUAGCGGGUUCUGGUGGUGUGUGUGCCUCUCCUAGGCAACCUAACAUCUGCUUGGCAGAAAACUCGUCGACACGAAAUGGUACUGACCCAGUAUUAGAGUCACUAACCGUGAAACCAAACAUGUUGGUUAGGGACUCGGUGUUUAGUUGUACAAAGUCAUGUAACCGUGCCCAUGGUGUUGGCGGAAUUCCAGAGUGUGGAUCUUCACGGUCGCUAGAGGCUACUAAUCAAGUGCAGGUGCAGCGACCUCUGGACGGUGACACCACAGCCUUGUACAGUUUGGUUAGCUCUGUGGAUUUGGAUGGCAGGCCUCCUGCAUUGGUUAGCUCUGACAGUAGCUCAGGAGUGCCUUUGUGCAUCCAUGACAAGGACCGCAACACCUCCCACUUGUGCCAUGCUGAAGCGAGGCAUGCUGCAGAUAGAGAUGAUGACGAAAAUUCUUCCGGGUGCACUCAUCCAUGCACCGCCGGAAAUAAUAAAAGCUAUAUGCCACAGUAUGCAGGCAAUAGCAGGAUAAGGAAAAUGUUCGCCUCCAAGAUAAGGAAGGCAGCUCGUAAUAAGAUGUGUGGAGAGAUGUCCAAUAAAGGUAGCAAGCUAAAUUUAUGUGGAAAAAAGAUAUCCACCACACGCCAAAGAGUACAAAGAGCAAUGUUCAAGAGACAAAAGCCAGUGCGCCGUCAUUUUACACCAUCUUCUGCUAAAGGGAUUCUAACUGAAGCUAGCGGGGCAUCAUUUUCUGUGGAAGGUCAAAAUCCAUUAUGUGGAUCUGAGGACUACAAUGUUAAGCUAAGGAUCAAGUCAUUCACCAUCCCGGAACUGUUCAUCGAGAUCCCUGAAAAUGCAACAGUUGGUUCAUUGAAGAGAACUGUAAUGGACGUUGUUACUAGUAUAAUUGAAAGUGGCCUCCGGGUCGGUGUGCUUCUCCAAGGAAAGAGUAUUCAAGAUGACAACAAGACACUUCGUCAAGCUAGAAUUUGCCACGGAGAAAAUCUAGAAAACAUAGACUUCACACUGGAAUGUGAAGCUGGGCAAAACUCUUCCCCCGGGGUCAGAAUACCAGAGGAAAUGGAUUUUCAUGGUGCAGAUGCCAUGAAACCAUUAGCCAUGGUGAAGUGUGAAGAGCCUUUUUCUGAGGCCAAGGCCGGUUAUAACAGCCAGCAGCGCGUGCAGGCUUCUCCACACCGUGUUCAGAGCGAGCAUGGUUCUGUUCAUUCCCUUUUCGAAACGACCGCUCACGAAGCAUCUGCUAGCUCACAAGCCAUUGUUCCGGUUGCGUCUCCAAGCUCAGAGGCUCUAGCCAUUGUGCCUGUUUGCAAGUCGAAGCGGCCGGCUAUUGGGCAAAGGCGCAUAAGGAGGCCCUUCUCCUUGCCUGAGGUGGAGGCGCUAGUGGAAGCCGUCGAACAGCUUGGAACAGGAAGGUGGAGGGACGUUAAAAUGCUCGCGUUCGACAAUACUGAUCAUAGGACCUAUGUCGAUCUCAAGGACAAGUGGAAGACCCUGGUGCACACGGCGAGCAUAUCCCCGCAGCAGAGGCGGGGCGAGCCGGUGCCGCAGGGGCUGCUCGACCGCGUGCUGGCGGCGCAGGCCUACUGGUCCCAGCAGCAGCAGCAGGUGAUAUCAGGCAAGGCUUCAGGACAGGGCUGCUCCUCCAGCUGCUGAAGGAACACAUCUUGCCUUGCCUGCAUAGAGAGGAAAAAAACUGAUACUCUGUAAAAAAAAAUGUUUAAAGGAGGUUGACUAAUUUUCUGUAUUUAUUCCAAAACUCACAGGUCAUUUUAUUUUCCUCUUCUUCUUCUUCUCUGUUUGCUGCUCAGGCCAGGCGCUCUCUUUCCUCUGUCGGUUAAUAAGAGAACCUAAACGCCUGGUCUCGACGGCCCCUUUGUAAAUGAUUUUAUAAACUGUUUGGAAUGUUUCAAUAUUUACCAGAUGUUCAUAUAAAAACAGUUCACAA
Messenger RNA from Triticum dicoccoides, 2625 nucleotides. Its product is annotated as telomere-binding protein 1-like. The transcript is spliced from 11 exons. The record is from RefSeq and is a predicted model, not a curated record. Bases 378 to 2333 code for a protein of 651 amino acids. Lineage: Eukaryota; Viridiplantae; Streptophyta; Magnoliopsida; Poales; Poaceae.